UAUAGGUGGGUGUGGAGCUUUUGGGUCUUUAGAACAAGUAGCGUUGGUGAGCCACUAGAUAGCUGAUCAUCCAUCGCGAGAGCAUAAUUAGUUUAUUUGGUGGUGUUUUAUCUGUUACUAGCUAGCUAGCAAGAUACUGUGAAUAAUGGGAAGGCAACCUUGCUGUGACAAACUGGGGGUUAAGAAAGGGCCAUGGACAGCCGAGGAGGAUAAGAAGCUCAUCAACUUCAUUCUCACAAAUGGCCAGUGUUGCUGGAGAGCCGUCCCGAAGCUCGCCGGGCUUCGCCGCUGUGGCAAGAGUUGCAGGCUCCGUUGGACCAACUAUCUCCGUCCCGACUUGAAGAGAGGCCUCCUUACAGAAUCUGAAGAACAGUUGGUCAUUGAUCUCCAUGGUCGUCUCGGGAAUAGGUGGUCCAAGAUUGCAGCAAGAUUGCCAGGGAGGACUGAUAAUGAAAUCAAGAAUCACUGGAACACCCACAUCAAGAAAAAACUGCUUAAGAUGGGAAUUGAUCCUGUCACGCAUGAACUCCUCCAUAAAGAUCAAGAUGACUUGGCCAACAAGAAAACUAUUAUUUCAUCCCAUACUGAUCAAGCUAACAGCAACUUACCACAAUCCACAACCGAAAAUUCUUCUUCAAACUCAUCACCAGCUGAGAAUUCAUCAUCAAGCUCAUCACAAAAUGAAAAUCCUUCUAUAGAACAUCAAUCAACAGUGAUUGAUAGCAUUGGCAACGUUGACGAGUCGUUGAUGAACAGUCUUUGGGUGGACGAAACUCCGCUGAUCGAUGCCUUGUGGAACAGUGAUGAAAUACCAGACGGAGGAAACUACAUUCAGAAUGGCAUGGUAAUGCAAUCCAAUUGGGAGGAGAAUUGCUCAUGGCUUUUGGACUGUCAAGACUUCGGCGUUCAUGAUUUCGGUAUGGAUUGUUUCAUCGAUACCGAAUUAAAUGCCCCCGAUACAUUAGGGAUUGGGAAAAUUUAAGGCAGCUGUUAUCUGCACUUCCAGAUUACACUAUGCAAUUUUUACGCACUCAUCAAUAGGAAGUGCAGAAGCUAACGUACAGAAGUACUACAAAGUAGUGAAGAAAUAUUAGUAGUGACCCAGUAAAGAGAAGAUACUGUAUUGAUGAAGUCUAUCUCAAAGCUUCAAAUGUAUGCAUGUUACAAAGUACGUACCAUAUCUGCUGCUUCACUCUUAUUAAGUUCAUUUCAAGA
Molecule: messenger RNA, 1215 nt
Organism: Argentina anserina (silverweed cinquefoil)
Lineage: Eukaryota; Viridiplantae; Streptophyta; Magnoliopsida; Rosales; Rosaceae
Product: MYB-like transcription factor ODO1
Exons: 2
Coding region: 146-982 (278 amino acids)
Source: RefSeq, a predicted model, not a curated record